Molecule: messenger RNA, 1025 nt
Organism: Nasonia vitripennis (jewel wasp)
Lineage: Eukaryota; Metazoa; Arthropoda; Insecta; Hymenoptera; Pteromalidae
Exons: 5
Coding region: 172-639 (155 amino acids)
Molecular function (GO): odorant binding
Source: RefSeq, a predicted model, not a curated record
AAGUCUCGUAUGGGAUGAGAGCAUGUACGUCGCCCAAGUUUCUGCUAUCGUUCGACAAAAAAACUAUCGCCUCCUAAAGAGCAGCUCGACACACUUUUUAAAGUUCAGUUCUUCUCGAGUCGCGAUUAAAUGACGAAUUUCUCGAAGUUUCAGUAUGCAUUUUAAUCGAAAAUGAAGCUUUUCGUAUUUUGUGUUUUUGCGCUUUGUUUAACUGCCGCUAACGCUCUAUUCGGGCCAAAACUGAAAGAAAAAUUGCUAGAGAGGGAAGAUGCCUGUCUCCGGGAAACAGGAAAUACGUUACUCAGCAUCGAUCAUGUCAGACGCACAAAAACACUGCCCGAAGACGGUAGCCUCGACAAAUUUGCACUUUGCUUAUUGAAAAAACAUCGCAUAGUCAACGACGACGACACGGUGAACAAAGAUAAACAUCGAUACUACUUAAUUUUGGACGACGGCCGUAAGAAGGAGUAUGCCGAGGAUUGCGUGCUCAGCAGCGGCGGUUCGAACAACGGCGAAAUCGCGAGGCACCUGCUGUCCUGUUUGCUGAAAACCGACAUAUUCUUCAUCGACUGGUCGUACAGAUCCCAAGAGGUUCUCUCGCAAAUGCGUCAGAGGCAGAAGCAAAAGACACAAGCAUGAAACAGUCAAACAUGUGAAUCAUACAUACAAUAAAGAUACGGUACAGUAAUUUUGUUUUCAAUUAAAAGGAUCGUAGGAACGAGCAGAGUUUCGCAAAUAACAAAAUUCCAUCUGUGUGAGUUAAAUAAAAAUCGACACUUUAAUAAACUGUCAUAUUCUCAGUAUAAAUACAAUAUUAUGCGUUCCUUCGUGCGAAGCGGCUAUAUUUAUUCCCGUCGCGCGAUAAGUAGCUAACAAUCUACACACGCAUUAAAGCCUACACGCCCUAUACGCACGAAAAGGGAGGAAUACAAGCGUCGACCAUAUACUCGAGAAAUUAUAUUCGAUUAAAAAUAGAGAGAACGAGUGGGGGGCUCCAUUGUGUACGCCGGCUCUCUCAAAGGCUG